Orbicella faveolata is the source of this 14762-nucleotide messenger RNA. RefSeq lists its product as uncharacterized. Lineage: Eukaryota; Metazoa; Cnidaria; Anthozoa; Scleractinia; Merulinidae. Gene Ontology annotation, cellular component: neuronal cell body; plasma membrane; axon. Gene Ontology annotation, molecular function: axon guidance receptor activity; protein binding. Gene Ontology annotation, biological process: homophilic cell-cell adhesion; synapse organization. The record is from RefSeq and is a predicted model, not a curated record.
UUCUUCAAAAUACCCCAAAUUUAGUCAUUUCACGUUGUUGUUUUGCAGAGGACGGCUAAGAAAUGAACAAAGAUUUGUUAGGCACGUGACAAACCAUUGUUCUACUCAUUAAACCUUUUGUUUGGUGGUGUUGUCCUUGCCGUCGUCGUCGUGGUUUGCUUAAGAUCCGUACUUUCGAAAGUUGCACAACCGCAAAAAUUGACGUGUUUACCCUGAUCCAAAACAAAACAUGUAUGGAUUAAACAGAGGUUUUCGUUCCAGUUGCUCUAUUUCUGCAAAAGAGUAUUUGCAAAUUUUAAACUAUUGUUUUAGAUCUGUGCUACUUCUGGACGAUUGUCCCCGCUGACCAGGGAAAAAGUUUUUUUUAUAUGGCAUCUCUUCGUCACUGCUAGAGUUAAAAUGAAACUACUUGCGAGGUCAAACCUUACAAUUUUCUGUGUGGACUAAAUUUUAUGUCUGAACACGAAACAAAGUACAAGAACACCACCGACAACAGCGACAACAACAACAACAAAUGUAAACAAGUGGGAAAAUAGCAACAACUAAAGCAUAAACAACUUUGAACGCAUCGUGCCUGUAUCGUCAAUGCAGGAGUCAGUGGUAUUAAAGUUAGGUGCAUGCGUGGUGGGCACUCGUAGUCGGCCAUGUGCCGUUAUCUGUAAUUGCUCUCCACCGUUAUGUUACGAUUCGUGUCAUCGGUUUACUUCUGAGUCAUUUCUCACAGGUGUUGUGCUUCUAAACGUUCUCCUUGCUAUGCCACAUCACUUUGUUAAUCGGGUAGAUUUAAAAAUUCGACAGUAUGCACCAUGAAAUCAGCAAAUAUUGUCCAUUUGAUUCCCCAAAAUCUUUGCUAUGAGGCUUUAAGGACCGGCCGGACCUUGUACUUAAAUGCUCAAGAUAAUUUAAAUAGCAGCAAGUACGGGAUGGACGAGAGAGAGCGAGAGAGAGCAAAAAACUGGUGAUUGAUAUGCAAGUUAAUUGAGGAAGAUAUAUUAAGGAUAAUUUUCUAGACCUCGCCGGAGUGAAAAAAAUCAAGUAUCGAUUGGCAGUAUCGGGGUUGCAUGUGUGCAGCUGCCCCCUCACCGUGAAACGAAACACCGUGAUCUUUAAGGAAAACAUGUUUAUGUCCUAUAUAACCACAAAAAAUGCUCUUACAAAAAUUGCCACAAUGCACUCCUUAUCUGGUUUGAAUUAAAUGAGUAAAGUUUAUAGAGGUCAACAAAGAGCCCAACAGUAAGUAAACAUCUUUGGUACAAAUUUAACUGCUCUUUGAAGUGACGAGAGAAGAGGUAAUAAGGAAAUGUUUUAAGUUAGGACCACCUACCUUUAUUUAUACAUUCUAUGGGUUUUACUGAUUACAGACGGAAAUAUUUGAGUCAUACAAUGUCAUUUGUGGCCAAUUUUUCCUUGUGUCUCGAUCGGCGGUGAACUAAACAUUCAAUUUAAAAAUUUGAAUGUUUAGUUCACUGCCAAUCGAGACACAAGGAAAAAUUGGGAAAAGAGUAAGAAAGAAAAGGCUUCGAUUUCCAAGAGUGAUUGAAACAUAAUUUCUCCGUACGAUAGUAAUGUAUUGUCAAGCCGUCAUGUAGGAAGAAUUAAGAAACUCGUCAACUGAAGCAUACAAUUGAUGUUCCCCGUCCACCUCUGAAAACUGAGUCAGCAUGAUUUCAGAAAGUAAGGACGACGAGAAACUCCAACGAAACAGAAGCUGUUGUUUCGACAGAUUGCACGAAGAAACCAGGAGCUCUGAAUGGGCAACAAAUGGCCAGCACUUCAGCUGACAACUGACAAAUGAUCUUAAAUGUUGACUGACAGAUUUGGCCUUGUUCCCCCUCCACACUGUCAACUGGUAAAUUGUCCAAAUUUGAAAUUACUACCUAUUUAAUCCAGAUCCUCUCGAGCCCUUCGUCAACUUGCGUUUCUGCAAAAGGUGUAAUUGUUUUUAUUUUGUCAAUCUCCUUAUUCCGCUCCUCACGUAGACUUGAAGCAAUGAAUACCUUUGGACGAUAAUUACUGAAGUCGGUCAAAAAUAGCGAUUACAACUUCUAGUUCAAAUUUACACUAGCAGCACAUGAAAUAUUGCUUUGCAUGUAAUAAGUGAUUGUUUGCUUUACACCCAAUAUAUUUAUAGCGCGUUAUUUAUGGAGGCACGCGUGCGCGAAAGCCCGUGAGAGGAUAAACUGGCGCGUAAGGUGUGCGCCGUAUAUUUGCUCUUGGUUAGACAUUUGGGCAAGCUCGGAAUAUAAUUUGUCCUUAUCAAUAUUGCAAAUAUUUAUUUUAAUGUUAGACCUGACUGAAUUUUGCCAAUUAAAAAGGAUCAUCUACCAUUAUAAUCCGUUGUACCUAGUUCUUUGUCGUCAUUCUGUCUGCAAUGAACUGACAGAAAAAAGAAAUUGGAUUUUUGGGGAAUUAAUGCAUUCCUGUAAUCACUGCUUCGCUCGAAAAACGCAAAACACUGAAAGUUACACAAAACUACGCACAGACAAAUCUCGCCUUUUGGGAAAAAGCACCUAGCCUUUCCUUCUUUGUUUCAUCUUUCAUCGCUGACAGCUAUUCUUCGUGAACUUGCUUUGUAAACCAUACUUUGGUCAAGAGAAAUGAAAUACACAUACGCGAAGGGUCAGAGUAUUUUUAGUGGCUCCUUGGCCUUUUCUCCUACACAGAUAGUUCUACGCGUGCCCGAAGAACAAAAUCCACGUUCCUGAAAUUCUUUUUUGAACUGACGAAACCAGAUCUAGCCAUGAUUACAUUGCAGCACCAGAAGUAUUAAUCAAGGAAGAUCUUUCAGCAAUUCGCCUUGUCAAAACGUACCCAACUUUAUUUUGGUGCUACUCAGUUUGAAACGUUCUUGUAUUUGCUUCGUGAACAGUCCCAGGCUAUUUUAAUCCAUUGCUCUGUAGGUUUUCUUUGAUCGAUUCUGUAAUGACCUCGCCCUCAAGUACGUGCUCUGCUAGCAGAACAUAAAUGUACCGCUUCAUUUCCUUUCGUUCAAAGAUUAGCUGCAGUAAGAAACCCCGCUGGAGAGCCGCGUCGUGUCAACAGACCACCCACCAUGAAACCAACGUGUGUAAAGUCAUGUGUGGCUAACGUAAACUCCGUAACGCCAGCCUCCUGAGUCACGCGCCCUCCAAUCUAUUUCCCAGUAUGGACCCUUUUCAGUUACAAGCCCCUGGGAUGUAAGUUACGCCCCUCUGAUAUUAAGCUCCCUGUACUUCCUUUGCUAUGGUCGCCACCACAGUCAUGCAGUGAACGUUUCUAAUUUACAUCAUGGGUAAAAGGAAAGAAAAGCAAAAGGUUCAUUACAAGAGCGAGCUUGUUCAGAUUGUUUCAUUUCUACUUUAAGAUUGUAUUUUGACAUGCCUUGAUCGAGCUUGACUAAUAAAAGCAGUUCCAUCUCCGGGUUCCAUCUGUCUUCUGGCAAGUUCCUCAUAUGUUCCUUUUCCUCUUAGAUCCUGAAAGCGACCAUCCGGCAGCGGUUGUCAAAAACCCGUACUGUUUGUAUUUGUAUAAGCCCAGAAGGCUGAGAAUCGCUUUUUGGAGCGCUAAAAGUACCCAAAUGCAUGCGUCCUCAACUUAAAACAUUACAGAACGACGUGGAAGUUUUCAACAACAUAAGCAACAUUCAAUCGGAUUGUAAAAGAUAGAAUUGAUUUUCCACGGGUCGACAGCGAUCAAGAUAGAAUCACGUACCUAGAAAUUAGCUAUUUAAAUUAUUCAGCUUAAAUGUCGUAAUCUGCUUAAUAGGUUGUUUUCUAAGGAAUCAAAACUCGCAUCAGAUGCAGAAAAUUCUUUAUUUAUUCUUAAAACAUGCUGAUGCAUUACUCCUGGUCAAUUUGUUAAGAUUUACUGAUUUGACUUUGGGAUAAGCCGCACUUGUUUUCGCAUUUUGCCUCUUAUCAUUCCAGGUUCUAAAGGUAAUAAACUGAUCUACAGCUUCGAAUUGUUUCAUUUCGUCUGAAGCCUUAUUCAGUUACAAAUACUCAAAAGGUCACCGAUUCCUUCUGAAGCACUUUCGUCUAGAGCGAAUCACUAAAGAACGUUAAGUUUGUCUGGCGCGUGCUUUGUCGUGUGGCCAUUUUUAUACCAAAAACGACCUUAGCUCGGAUGAACAAGACGACCCUGUCUGGGGAAUCUAAAGACUCUUAAAACCGUCGUUUCAGUACAAGUUGAUUUGGGCGGAACCAAAUAAUGGGCCUUUUAAAAAAAACGCACUGAGAUCGCAAGAAUUGCAAAAUCGAAAGGAAAAGAAGCACAAAAUCCCUGACACCUUAGCAUACGUAAAAGCGAUCGUAAGAAAAUAGGCAACUACAGGACUGUCAGAGAUGGAGGGGAAGCUGUGUGACGAAACAGGAGUUGAUGAGAUAUUUUCCUCACUGCAAAGCUUGACUGCUCGUGUGGUCGAACAAGAACUGAUAGUGGUAGAUAUAUCGAUAUCGGCUGAUCUUUCGAUUGACCUCGAUAUCAAACAGAAUAGUGGUGGCUCCAAGAUGUCCGUAUAUUGAACUAAGUAUCAAUAGACAGGCUAACCUAAAUGACCUUACAGCAACAGGCACGAGUUACGUACGGGACACUGCAAGCUGCACAGUCCCUUAGAUGCAAAUGUACCCUCCUGUACUCGAAACCUUAAAAACAACACCUUGACUUCUCCGUUCUCAAUGAUAUUUGGUGAAACGUGUCCGGUAGAUUAUGUAGUGCGUAUAGUGUGCAAAGAAGUGACCCCAAAUUUUAUGCCGGAUUAGUGUAGCAAAAAAACCACUACCACCACUUACAACAACGAACAAAUUAAAUUAAUUAGCGCCAGUCUCGUCAUGAGUUAUUGAAAUCUUCCUGGACUCGUUUGAAGUUUAAUUUACCUUCUCUCACCAAAGUGACUUAAAGCUUCCCGAACAGUAGCACCGCUUCCCUUAGCCCUCGUGCAAAAGAUUAAACUGGAUUUUGUUUAGCAUAGUUGCCUCUAAAGCCGACCCUGGGUAUAGAAUACCAAACAUACUCACAUGGCUUCUUUUCAGUUUCAGCUGUUUGGGUGAUCAAAAUAAGUUCAUCAUUUAAUCCCAGAUUCCAAAGGCAACGAAAUCCAGUAAUAUGGCUAGACACUUCUUUCAUGUGUCAAAGCUUUUACGAAAAGAACUUUAGCAUUUUUUCAUUCUGAACUUGCCAGCAUUCGUAAUAAAAAGGGUUCCAGACCUCCUUUUGGUAAACUGGCAUAAGUACAGCUGAACACAGAGAAAUAACAUGCUAUUAUGAAUACGUGGAAUGGCGUGGGACACCAGAGUCUGUCUGACAAUGCAAACGAUGUACUUUUAGGCACAGGAUUUUGCCAUGUUUGCUGCCGUCGGACAGAAGAAGGAGAGUCAAAGAAUAUAAUCUUUCGUUCGCAGUUUGGCAAAACAAUUUCUCCAUACCACAGGUGAGAGGAUAUUAUUGCACCCUGAAGAAAGAGAAGUAGUGUAUAUCGAGCGAGGGUUGGAAUGAAAAAAAAAAGUUAGUUUGUCUCGUGUUAGUCUGGGAAGAUGCCAUGCUCAUCUUAAAUGACCUAAAGAGGUGAUAAAGUAGAUGUUUACACAGUAAAACCGUGUGAUUUGAAGAAUUCAAUUGACUGUCAACAAUUUAGGAAACUACUACACACACGUAGGCCCUUCCUGAAGUUAAAACAUGACCAUUCAUCAGCGGACGGUUGAAUUACGACCCUGCCAAGUUCCUGCUAAGUACAAUGGAAUAAUAACUUAGAGCAGUGAUGACAUGCUAGCAGGCACGCCUUGCCACGGAAGACUAGAUUUCAAUUUUUGUGAUCAGCUUUGCCGGUGAAAAUUAGAUUUUAGUAUUUUUAACAAAUCCUUAUCAGUCCCACGUUCCCGGCACAAAUAGGAUUAAAGAUAUUAUCGGAAAUAUCAGGAAACAAUUGACAAAAUACAUUUUUGAAACAGGACAUCCUAAAGAGAGAGCUAGAACAUUCUUAGCAAAGAAAAACGAAGGUUGUAUGCCUAACCUUAUUUGGGCACGAGGGCAGACCCUUAUUGAGGGAACCUGUAAGAUAGAACAGCCAAACGUUUCCGAUACUGAGCAAUAAAAACACUAGGGAACGAGGCUCUGUCGCCAAGACGAAGGAGUUAACGAGCGUUAAAACUCUAGCUGUCUUUAACCUGUUUUAACCAACUGUCGUGAUGUUAAUGAACUCUUGCAUUUCAGCCAUCUUGGUAAAGUGAACCUAUUCGGCUAAAGUUUUAUACGAGUUAAUUAAGAAUGAGCUUUUGUUGUUUGUUGAGUGCUAACCCUCUACUCUCGAAUCGUGCGGCUCAUAUAGUAUCAGUGCCACCUACUUCGACUGAGGAGUACUGAUCGAAGAGACUUCUUGUAGCAACGGCUUCACUCCCUCGACCCGAACUCUCGUCGACUGUUUGGUGUCCUGUUAGGUUCGGCCUUCAGUUCACCAGCUAAAUCAUUCGGACACUGAGUGGGCUAUGGGCAGCUCAGUUAUCGGACCAUGUCUGCCCUCGCCUGUUAACCGUGUCGAUAUUUUAUUGUAGAUGACUUUGGAAUCCCACGAUCGACUGAGGAAUCUAGAAUCAAUUACCACCUUUCGAAGUGACUCGGCACUAAUGUUAUUUCCGUCAGAUUUCUUGACACCACGAAACGGCUGGUAGACGUGUGAAUCACUGAUUCAUUGGUGUACUUAAAUACUUUAAUUAAGUUAAUGUUAAAGAAUAAUUCGCCAGUUGUCAAGCUGUUCAACAAGUUGUUAUUAAUAUGCUGGCUAUCGGUUGAAACUGUUAUGGCAGGGCAAUAAUUUGGACAGAGCUAACCAAAAUGUGCCUGAAAACGGUACGAAAUUGUGCUUUGAACGAAAGAAGUGGAAAUUAGAGAUGGCAUUCAGACAGCUGGCAUAAUUUUGACUGUCCUUAAGUUUAAAUGAUUCCUGACCUGCUUGUCGAAAGCUAUAGGUUCUCGUGAAUAGUGGCCCAUCCGGCAUCAACCGACGGAGGGCAUGCUACCACAAUGAACCUUGGAUCAUGCUAGUCCAUGGCCGCCGGCCGGUGAACUCGACAUGUUUCAGAUUGUGGCCCAACAAUUGGUAUCAGUAGCUAUCAUUAUACGGCUUACUAGAGAGACGCCGUAAGAGCAUAAAGGUGUUUGCCCAAUAACUCGUUAACUGAGAAAGUGUCCUUGCAGCUUGAAUAGCUGUGUCCAACGCACAGCGUGCCCACUUCCCACCCCCGGGCUUCCCACACAGGUCAAACUACUGAUGCUCAAUAACCAGAGCUAUUUAUUCUGCUCUAAAAGUAGGAACUUUGGAUAACACUACUAAAACUAAACCAGCCAUAGCCAAAAGAUGAGAAGGUGAUAAUAUAUUUCAGUCUAGUUGACUAGGCGUUGUUUUAAUAGAGCAAGAAUCGAGUGGCCAGUGACAUAGUGGCAAUAAUUACUAGAACACUUGGAGAAAGAGAACUUAGGGGGAAAUAAUCCGCACUUAGUGCUAACGCUCGUUGAAACAAACAAACAGUGACCAAACAAUAGGCAUUUGUUGUUUUUCUAUUUUUUUGUGGUUAGAUGUCUCUCCAGGAUCGAACAACUCACUUCUCUCUGUAGUCAAACAAAGAUCAAUGAUAGUGACCAGAGGAUAGGCACUUCUCAUUUCUGGCAGUAAAUAUCUCUCUCUGUUCAAAGAAUUCAUUUCUCUCUUAUUAGUACUGGUCAAAAAUAGAUCACGGAUGAUAGUGAACAAAGAAUAGGUAUUUGUUGUUUUUCUCAUUUAAUUUCUUGUAGUUUAAUGUUUCUAUCAGUUCAAAGAGUUCACUUCUCUCUAGAGUACAUUAGUAAAAAAUGGAUCAUUAACCGAUGACAGUGACCAGAGGUUAGGUAUUUGUUGUUUUUCUCUUUUGCUGUGAAUGCCUCUCUCUGUUCAAAGAAUUCACUUUUCUCUAUAGUAGAUCAAAAUAGAUCAUCACCGGAAAUAACAGGACUUUGAACAUAGAAACAGGAUUAGGGGCGAAAAAAUCAUCUAAGGAAAUGGUUUUUCAUGAGGACAACAUAAACUGGUUUUACAAUAAAAUUAAAGGAUUAGGGUUUUUGGAGAAAAUGCAUUUAAGAAAAGAAAGCUGUUUUGAGUCUUCAAAAAGGAAACACUUAAAAACGAUGGUGAUAGAGACUCAGCCUUAGGGUAUAAAUGUCCGGGAAAUAUUUCCCAGCAAGAACAAUUAGAACUUAAAAUUCCAACUCACCACGAAACUGUCAAACCUUGUUUGAAAUUUGUCCCAUUUUGAAAGGCAUUUGUCAGCUCUGUCAAUCAUUUUCUUGGGGGUUUGUCAAGAUUUGUCUUAUUUUUAGGCUGAUUCACGCAUCUUGUUCCGUACCUAUGUGAAGGAAUUGUUUUUGUACGCCCAGAAGCCAGACCAGUGCUGUAGGGAACACUUAUGCUUAUGCUGCAAUCUGGUUUGCGUGUAAAGCAUCAACUGCGGGAUCGAGUCGAAGCUUGUUCUUUUCUUCACUAACAAAACCAAGAGUGACGACAGCUCAGUGAAUUGCAUGCAAUAAUAUUUCAAUUAAAGCCUAAAAUGUAUCUCAAGCAGGUCGCCUACGAGGCGCCCUGCGAAUAAUGCUGAAGAGUGACAUCUAAGAGCAUUGCUUGAAGAUUUUGGCAACCUUUGUGUGUCUAAUUGGAGCUACUACGCUGGCACAUACCGAGAAACUCUAAGCGAUAACAAUCAAAGCUAUUCAUUUCUUUAGAAAAACAUUUUUCGCUAAUAUGCUUCCAAUGAGAGAUGUGCUGUCUACUUGCUCAGAGCGUUCGGCGUCCCCAACGAGGAACAGUGACCUUGCAGACACUUUGCAUUCAUGAAUGUAACAUUCUUCAAUCGCCCCUCACUGUAAAUCCCUGCAUAGCCUGGGAAGUGUUAGACGCAGUCUCGCGGUGGUUCGGUUUUUCCCACACUUUGCAAUUAAAUGUAAUGAGAAUAUACACUAGAUUUUAGUCAAGAUAAACUCUAAUUGACGAGAUCAAAAGAUAAGGCCGUUGCGGCGUUAAUUGCGGGUCUGGAUUCUCACGACGGGUUUUUUGUGUCGACGCGUUUCUCACGGAAAAAGACUCUCAUUGAGAGCUCAUGCGGUCAAAUGUUAUCUGCACCAGCCUCAUUGCCAGCUUUGAGACCUUGCCAGUAUGCAAAAAUCUUGUUACGUUCGAAACUUCCUCUGACGUGAAAUAAUUCCCUAAACAGAUGCUUGGGGUUGUCGGAAGUCAUCUAGUGGAGUAUACAUACUAAAACAAUACUAACAAAAACGCGUGUCCAAGAGUUUAUGUCAAAUCAAGGGGCAGCAAAAUAAACUAACAAUUUUCAGACCGAGUUACCCUACAAUUCGGUAACUAAAACCAUAAAGGCCCAGUUAACGUGAUAAUUUUGUCUAAAAUCUAAAACGAGCUCUAGUUGUGGUCAUUAUCUGUUCUUGACACCGCAUGUAUGGAAAGACAAUAUUUUGUUACGGGAAACUUCGAAAAGAACAUCGUUAUGGUCGUGUUAGACCAAUUUGCCACACAGACAUAUAAUAACGCAGCAAAUAUGAGUCGUCUCGUCUGCUUGACACCAAGCUGUUUUUUUGAAUUGCGUUUUAGUUUUCUGUCUUCCCAGUCGAUCAUUUCAAGUUGAUUAAUCCAAGGGGUGUGUCAUUAAAACGCCUGUCACCUCCUUGUGUGGUCUACCACGCAUAGGUAAACACGAUCUCUCAAUUCAUCAGGCCACAUUCGCCAGGUGGCAUUCAGCUAAAGCAGAUCAGAGCGCUCAACCGUCCUGACGGCAUAUCGGAGUUCAGUCGUUCGCGCGCGCCCUCUCGGAGUGCAAGAUUGUACUUCGUCUCACAUAUUAAGUCAAUACAAUUCAUUUUUUAGAAUUGAGAAGUGAGAGCAGAUCCUCAAGGCAUCAUGAAGGCAGAGCGGAUUCUUCGCCAAAUGUGCCUAUUGGUUGCCUUCUUGAUGCUCGACGCCGAAGGCAUUUUUAGACUAACAGAAGGCAAGACUUUUCAAAAGGCUGAUCAACCUGAAGCAGGGACUGCUCCAUCAGUUUUUAUUGAACCUAAACAUAAAACUGUCAGAGAAGGCAAAGGACUGUCGCUAACCUGUACAGCAACAGGCAAGCCUAAACCUCGCAUCAGAUGGAAGAAGAACGGCAAGCCGAUCUCGGAUAAGAAUAACCGAAUCAGAAUAAGAGUCACAGACACAGGGUCCAAGCUGAGGAUAAAGAACUCGACAAUCCAAGACUCUGGGAUGUAUCACUGCGUGGCAAAGAACCAUCACAGAACUUCUGGAAAGGCAGUAGUGGACGUAAGAGUUGGGACAUGUGAACCGUACACAGGGAGCGUCUGCUCAAGUUACAUCUUAAAAGACACUAGAGUGUUAAUUUCACCUCUAACAACACAGCGACAUUCUGAAGACAACAUCGUUCUCGCGGCAUCAACUUUAACAGACUACAUCAACCCAACGUGCAAGAAAUCGCUUUUAAAAGCUCUCUGCUACAACCUUUUUCCACCGUGCCAGAGCAGUAACCAAGUGAAACCGAUGCAACUGUGCAAAGAUGAAUGCGAGAUGCUUCAAGGCAGGACGUGCUCGAAAGAAUUCCCUUUGCUGAGAGAGCGACUUGGCCCAUCCUUAGCUGAAGAGAUUAUUCCAAACUGUGCUAGGCUGACCAGAGAUUGUUCCAUUCCAGGAAGGGACUCAUGUCAGAAAGACACUGUAGAUGUUUCCCAAGCGGUUAUUAAGCCUAUGAGAAGAAACUAUCCAAUAUGCAGCGAGCGAUUAAACAGGAAAUUUAGAAUUUACAACAAAGAGGUCCUCCAGCUCGUAAAGAACGUCAAGUCGGAAUUACAAAAUGGUGGGAUGUUUUUAACCUCACAUUCCAGUGAACUGUCUACGUACUGUUUCUCAGCCGCUGUCCCUUUGAGUAAGCUGGUGCGAGAAUGGAACAUCUAUUACAGCACCCCCCUCCUUCCCAACUUCCAGCGGCCACACGACCUGACAGUUCCCGGAUUGAAAAUCUCCACGUUAAAUUCAAGUGUGAGCUCUCUAUGGAUUCCGCUCGGAACUUCGGCUAAAUAUAAGGUGCACGAGAAAAUUUCCCUUCGUAACGUGACAUUUUACUACCGGUUCCAGUCUGGACACGGUUCGUUUAUUGCAGAGGGUGAAUACAACCUUUGUGAAACAGCUUUCAGGUUAACAGUGGAAACACUUUACGACGGAACCAUCAAGCUGAGCGGCUUCUCCGAAACACCUCUCGAUCUAAGCAACACCGAAACUGUUGAAUUCGUGUCAAGAAGUCUACCAAAUAAGUUAGUUGAGGCCAUCAAAAAUACAAAUUUGUUUGUCCUUCGACUGAUGAAACCAACUAUGGAGGCUUAUAUAAGCGAAGACCUGAUGGUGAAAUUUUCUGGGAAGUCAUACUUCGGGCCCAGAGCCCUCCCUGUCAAGCUUGAGUUUUUUGGCGGGAAAUUGCAUCCACAUGACGUGCUAUUGGUGGGAAUCACAAGCACUCACGUGACUAUAAACCAAGCACUGGAGCUGUUGUUUCCGGGACGGACCUUUCCUUUUUUGGACAUUACGAAACACUCUCCCGAUGGAUCCAGUGUUGGAAUAAUACUAUCUGCGCAUGCUCUGGACCUCAGCAAGACACCGUAUCGCAGAUUUCAACAGCAGCCGCUGUCUUUAGCGUUUCAAGACACAGUUCCUCUAGGUUUAAGCCUGGUAACGAGAGCAACAGUUCCUGUGGAAACACACAACAGCAGUCAAGUCUGUCAGCUUUUCCAGACUAUUUUUGGCCGUGGAAGUGAUUACACAUUGAAGGCGUCGACCAAUUGGGAACACGUCACACUCGACUGGCAUUUUCACCGCCUCUCUAAUGUAGCUGUUACAUCAUUUGACAGAUUGCAGAUGAAAAUGAAGAUCAAUGGCACCAGUCUAGCUUUUGCCAUCGACGGCUCCUUUUACAAGAGCGGACAGCAAUCCGACGGCGUGCCGUUUAGCGGUCAGCUGACAUACGAAGGGAGCUCUUCGCACUUGCAGGGAGAUUUUAGAACCCAGUCUGUCUGGAGAAACGCUUUUGGGAUUGAGUACUUAGCUAUGAACAAUCUGCGAUUAGGGUUAUCCCUGCCCACUGACCAAUCACAAAAGAGCAGUAUAAGAGGGGAAGCUGACCUUAAGUUGGGUUCUGGUUGCAACGCAACUCCUAGUGGGGAAAACAACUCCAUUAAGAAAAAUUGCGUCACUGGGCAUCUGUACUUGGGUUUCUCAGAUGAGUCCGCUGACCAUUUCUUCUAUGGCUCGCUGGCUCCUGUCAGUUUACAAAAGCUGCUUGAAGUGUGCAACAUUAAACACAAGCUGCCUGGUGCUAUGGCAACCGUAGGAUUUCCUGAAGGCCUUCAGAUCUCUGUCGCCAAAGGAGCACACGACCUUCGUUCUCUUGGCGGACCAAACCUUAAACCGGGCUUCAUAUUAGAGGGCAAGAUGAGUGUCUUGGGAAUUGAAACCACUGGUGCAAUUUCACUGCUACCGAGAGAGUUUCUGAUUGACGCAAAAGUCAUGUCAGACGAGACUCCGGCGACCCUUGAUGACGUCACACCGUUGUUUUUGCCAAGUUCUGAUCCUGAAGAGACACCCAAGGUAUUCCUGCAGGCUCGAAUAGAUCCAGUCCCAUUUGUGAAGGUCGACGGUUACGCUCGGCUGUUUGGAAUAUUCAAGGAAGUGCGCAUGCUCGUCACCAGUGAUUCUCUGCAAAUGUAUCUAACAACUGAAGUGAACAAGUCAUUCAAAAUCAAUGUUCACGUGACCACAAAUUACAGCUCGGAUCGAAAUGAGACUCAAUUCAAUGCUACGGUUGUCUUUGACAAUGGUUUAUCUAAGUUAACUCGUCUCGCCUCAAAGCAAGUGGUGUUUAUGCUAGAGUCGGAAAUGUCAAAACUGAAAUCAGCCAAGGGAGAAGUCCAGCGUCUCAGAAGAGAAUGCGUGAAAACGAUCAAACGUGAAUGUUCUAGCUGCAUGAGCCAUGGAGCGUGUGCAAGUUCUCUCUCAAACUUUGACACAGACAGGGCGCUAAAACCAUCCACAAACACUUCUGAAAGGAAACGAGAUACAAAACGAACGAGAUCGACCAUGGACAUCUGUCACCAGCUUGUUCUGGAUCGUUGCCUGGCAACCGAGACCGCACCCCACAAUGUUUGCAGAUUUAUCAGUUCAAAACUGAACAAGACAUGCGCAGCUCACGAGGCUGCAGCCAAUUCUCAGAGAGAGCUGGAGCGAGGGUUGCGAUGGGUCAAGCAAGCCGAGCAGUUUAUGUACAGCGAUUUGUUUCAAAUUCACGCGAUUUCGUUCAAGACAAAUGUUACUUCGGCCAACCUGGAGCAGCUUUAUUUGGACACUGUUUUAGAAGUCACAAUAUUUGGACAAAGACAGAGGCUUGACGGGCUAAGGAUGGAUUUUAACGAAUUCGUGAAAUUAUCCUCAGAGAUCGCAAAGUACGCGAUGGACUGGUACCAAAAGACCCAGCCCCAGUCCAAAUCAAAAUCCCGUCACCCUGACAACAGGCCCAGGCAGUAGUAUUGACAAUGGCGUGCAUUAUGACAAACAGUUUCUGACAGGAAUCAAUGUUUCAUGAUGUGUAAAUUAAAGAUCCUACGAUCCGUAGCCACUGAUAGUGGCCAAUAAAUGGUCGAGAACAACAAUAGGUUUAGAUGUAAAGUAAAUCGUUUUUUUCAGUCGUGUAAAGUUUGGAAUAAUCUCCCGAUGUUACUUUAUAGCUAAACGAGCGAAAGUGUCGUAGCUACGAAAACUUGGUCAUUUUGCUAACCUUAGUUGUGAGGGAAAAAUCUUCCCAUUCAUUUCUUUCAAGCCAUACAAUGUUAAGAAAAGAACUUCAAGGCAAAGUUUAACUGUACUACACUUUAGGGCAGAAUGGUUUGUAGAGGGAAACCAAUUAUGCUGACAAUUAUGUCGGUGCUAAAUGUACGAGUAUCAUGUGUAGUUUAGACAUUCAAGUUCUUAGUUCUUCGGAUAGUUACAAAUAUCAUGAAUUUGAAUGUACUAAGGGAUAUUGUAAGGUAUUGUUAUCAGAGAGAGGAAUUUCUGCAAUUUGAAUUGAUCAGCUAAAAGGUUGACAUUAUAAAGCAGGCCCAAAAAUUAAUCAAAUUGGUAUUGGAAAUUAUUGACAUUUACUAAAGGGAGCCAAAUAUGUUGCGGCCCUUGCUUAUUCUUCGGUUUUAAAUUAGAACUCAGUCCUAACUCUCCUCACCGAAGAGGAAAUUAGCUGAUAAGCUUAGCUGAUUUUUAUUGAAGUUCCUUUUAAAGUUGUAAAUUGAAGAUGAGAUAAACACUUUCCCUUUUUUUGUUAACAAGGUUUUAGGAUUUAGAUUCUCAGCGAGUGAGAAUGGGAGAUUCCAAACAUUCACAAUCAGUAAUAACUGAACUAAAGCCUGCUUAACAGUUUACUGCUUUAUGUAGAACUGUGGACAUCUCGUCUUCUUUCUAAUUAAGCGUCCAAAGGAUUAGGCUUUUGUCAAACACUGUACAGAAGAGGAGAAUGACUUGUCAGAAACUUCCAAAGCUUCAGUGAUUAGUGACAAAACCUAACCCCGCAGUGGUUUCAAACAGUUUACCACUUCAUGUAUAUGAUAUUUAAUUAUAAACAAGGAAUUUCCAGAGGGAAGAUUGUACGUAGCACCUACGAUAUGUGUUAGGUCAUGUUUUGUUUGAACAUAUACAAAGCCAAAUAAAGUAACUUGAGAAGAAAUCUGUA